UAAGAUAACUUCCUCAUUAGCAGCGUUAGCUUCAAAGUCCUCCACAGUCCAGCGGUAGUCCUCAGUAAAGGCUGCUCACCGUCUGCUCUCUCAUUUGUCUUCGAGCCUCACAUAUGUCUAAGCCUCCUCCUAAACCGGCCAAGCCAGGCCAAGUCAAGGUGUUCAGAGCGAUGUUCACCUUCGAUCCCAGAACACCAGAUGAGUUGUACUUUGAAGAAGGAGACAUUUUGUACAUCUCAGACACGAGCGACACUAAUUGGUGGAAGGGGACAUGUAGAGGGAGGACGGGACUGAUUCCAAGUAACUAUGUGGCCGAGCAGGCAGAAUCCAUUGAUAAUCCAAUGCAUGAAGCAGCCAAAAGAGGCAACAUAAGCUGGCUGAGGGAAUGUCUGGAGAACAAGGUUGGGAUAAACGGGCUGGAUAAGGCAGGAAACACUCCCCUCUACUGGGGAUGCCACGGAGGACAUAGAGAUGUGGUGGAGUUGUUGCUAGGCCAGCCCAAUGUGGAGCUCAACCAGCAGAAUAAACUUGGGGACACACCGCUGCACGCUGCCGCCUGGAAAGGUUAUUCUGACAUCGUGGAAAUGCUACUUAACAAAGAUGCGAGGACAGACCUCAGAAACAACGAGAAUAAACUGGCUCUGGAGAUGGCCACCAACGCCCAGUGUGCUUCACUUCUCAAAAGGAAGCAGGGAAGCAACGUCACCCGCACACACAGCAACGCUGAGGAGUAUUUGGACGACGAGGACUCGGACUGAGCCAUCUUCCGGCUCAGUUAGAUUGUCUUCCACUGGUUUUCUGGAGAAGAGGGUUAUAUUAUUUUUUUUUUUUUUUUGGUUUUUGUUUGUUUUCUGCAAGUCUAAAACGAGUUAUUUG
This is a messenger RNA of Fundulus heteroclitus (mummichog), 876 nucleotides long. RefSeq names its product osteoclast stimulating factor 1 (gene ostf1). The record is from RefSeq and is a predicted model, not a curated record. Gene Ontology annotation, molecular function: protein binding. The coding region runs from base 114 to 758 and encodes 214 amino acids. Gene Ontology annotation, biological process: signal transduction. The transcript has 10 exons. Lineage: Eukaryota; Metazoa; Chordata; Actinopteri; Cyprinodontiformes; Fundulidae.